AUGGGCAAGCACGCUCCUGAUAAAGAAUUCCAGAGCCAGGCUCAAACUUCGGCUGUCCUUCCUCCAGCCGGAAAUGACGGCAGGACGCGAACCCCCCAGAUCGCUUCUCCACCGAAGGAAGCAAGACCAGACCAGCCCUCCACAACCCCGGUGAGUAUAGGUCAGACCAGAAGUGCAUCAUUGGACCAUUAUUGGGUCCUGAAUGGCGAAAGGAGGAGAAGCAAGCCAACUGUCCGCGAGGGUCAUGUCGACCCCGGAAGUGUGUUUGACUCGGAAUGGUGUGCGAGUCUGGAGCUGCAAGGCAGGCCAGCGAAGGCGCUGAGGCAGCAAAACGGGCGAAUGGCCGAACGGUUUUUCCUGGGGAGCCAAUCACGGGACGUGAUUUGGGAGUGCAAAGAAUGCAAAGCCGGCUGUUCGCCCGCCUUCAUUUGCCGGUUUCCAACAUUGUUUGUUCACGCCGUCUUUUCUCCACUGUUUCCGUCUUCGCUUCUCUCGCCCUCCUCGCGCGGCAAACGCCUGCCCGUCCCAUUGCCGAAUGCCCUUCCAUAA
Messenger RNA from Aspergillus neoniger CBS 115656, 549 nucleotides. RefSeq lists its product as uncharacterized. Bases 1 to 549 code for a protein of 182 amino acids. NCBI's taxonomy places the organism in Eukaryota, Fungi, Ascomycota, Eurotiomycetes, Eurotiales, Aspergillaceae. The record is from RefSeq and is a predicted model, not a curated record. The transcript is spliced from 2 exons.